GAAGUGACCAAAAAAAAAUACAGAGAGAGAGAGAGAGAGAAAGAGAGCAACACAUUGAUUGUUUGGUUGUCCACAUUUCAGUCUAUCUAUCAUCAAUAUCCAUGGCAGCAGCGACGCCGUAUGCGACGGCCUACACUAACACCGCCGUCUUAGUCCCUAGACUCUCCACCACCACCACCACCACCACCGCUCGCUGCUCUGCCUUGCCUUACCUCCCACCUCCUCGCCUGUCCUCUGCUUCUUUCCCAGCUUCUACUAAGCACUUUGCAGAGUGCCGUAGGUCCUCUCUGUCUCAGAUCGGAGCCUCUUCCUCAGAAGACACAUCCACUUCCCUUGAUGCUAAUGAACUUUUUACAGACUUGAAGGAGAAGUGGGAUGCACUUGAGAACAAGUCCACAGUAAUUCUCUAUGGGGGUGGGGCAGUAGUUGCUGUUUGGCUUUCUUCGAUUCUCGUUAGUGCCAUCAACUCGGUCCCAUUGCUUCCAAAGAUUAUGGAGUUGGUAGGGCUAGGAUAUACAGGAUGGUUUGUAUACCGUUACCUUCUCUUCAAGUCAAGCAGAAAGGAACUGGCUACAGAUAUUGAAUCAUUGAAGAAGAAGAUUGCUGGAACUGAAUAGAUCUGUUUGAUUUUGUGGCAAUUGAAGCCUGCGAUUAUCAUCAUGUUUUGUCUCCUUGUAUUUCCUUUAUGAGAGGCAUCUGUAUCCUGUGAUGUAGAAUAGGUUUUGUAUUAAUCCUCAUUACUGUUGUAUUCUCCCAUUUUAUCCCUAAAAUAAGACUUGGGCAAUUCUGUGUUUACAACUCUAAAUGUAUGCAGUUGUUGAUUAUACUUCCACAAUAGUGAUUAUGAAGCAGCUCUUACGCUGCCUAUGAAAUAUUAGCUCU
Molecule: messenger RNA, 882 nt
Organism: Quercus robur (English oak)
Lineage: Eukaryota; Viridiplantae; Streptophyta; Magnoliopsida; Fagales; Fagaceae
Product: protein CURVATURE THYLAKOID 1A, chloroplastic
Exons: 5
Coding region: 102-617 (171 amino acids)
Cellular component (GO): chloroplast thylakoid membrane; thylakoid
Source: RefSeq, a predicted model, not a curated record